Messenger RNA from Esox lucius (northern pike), 3301 nucleotides. RefSeq names its product protein phosphatase 1, regulatory subunit 12C (gene ppp1r12c). Gene Ontology annotation, cellular component: cytoplasm. The coding region runs from base 195 to 2315 and encodes 706 amino acids. Gene Ontology annotation, molecular function: protein kinase binding; enzyme inhibitor activity; phosphatase regulator activity. The transcript is spliced from 20 exons. Lineage: Eukaryota; Metazoa; Chordata; Actinopteri; Esociformes; Esocidae. The record is from RefSeq and is a predicted model, not a curated record. Gene Ontology annotation, biological process: signal transduction.
AAACAGAGGUCGUUUAUGAUGACGUCAGUUAAUUAUUGCGCAGCCAUGCGCACUCAGGACGCUCUCGAACAUUUCCCUUAGCUUCACACCCAGCUACACAGUGCUUUGAAUAAGGAAGUGGAACUAUUCAGAUGGAGGGUGGGUCUUUUCUAUCGAAUAUAUAUUUAAUUUAAUACAGUCCUCGUCGGAUAAGAAUGGGGGACACAGCAAAGGACAAACGGCGGGAACAAUUGAAGCGCUGGUCCGGUUCCACCACCGACAGGGAACCGGCUGUACCCAGGCGAAGGUGGCGGGGCGAUGCUGAGGAUGCCGCCGACUCGGAGGCCGUAAACAACGCCGUUUCAAAUGACCAUUCUCAGGAUGUGGAGGGCAACAGAUCAACCAACGGGGAAGCUCAUAGUGUUCUAACCAAACGAAGGCGGCGAGUGAGAUUUGAUAGAGCUGCAGAGUUCCUGGCAGCUUGUGCCAGUGGCGACACAGACGAGGCCCGGGAAUUGCUAAAAGAUGCCAGAGAGAUUCAGUGCAAAAAUGGAGAGUAUCAGGGAGAAGUGGUGAAUUGUGCCAACGCUGAUGGAAUCACCGCUCUCCACCAGGCUUGUAUAGACGGGAGCAUGGAGGUAAUGGUUUUCCUCCUGGCUAAUGGUGCCAAUGUAAACCAGGUGGACAGUGAGGGCUGGACUCCACUGCAUGUGGCAGCCACUUGUGGGAACCUGGAAAUCACUGAUUUCCUUUUGCAGCACGGUGCAUCUCUCACAGCUGUGAACUGCGAUGGUGACGUCCCCCUGGACAUUGCUGAAGACGAGGCCACUGAGACACUCCUGAAAGAAUACACAGUGAGGCAAGGUGUGGAUGUGGAGGCGGCUAAGAGGGUGGAGGAGGAGCAGAUAAUGAAAGACGCCAGAGCCUGGCAGUCAGAGGGGCUCCCGUCAAACCUCCAGCACCCCAGAACCGGAGCCACACCCCUGCACGUGGCAGCAGCCAAGGGCUACCUGGAGGCCAUCAAACUGCUUUGCCAGUGUGGCCUGGAUGUGUCCGAAGUGGACUUCGACGGCUGGACUCCCCUCCACGCGGCGGCCCACUGGGGGCAGGGCGAGGCCUGCAGGAUACUGGCUGAACAGCUGUGCAACAUGGAGGCCCGCAGCAACGGGGGCCAGACUCCGUUUGAUGUCGCCGACGAGAGUGUCAAGUCGCUGCUGGAGGAGCUGGCGGUGAAACAAGCCAACUGGCGCAAUGAGCAGUCCACCGUCGAUACCCAGAACACCGCCGGCUCCUCCGCAGCCAAAGCUGACAACAAACGACGGAGGAGCUCAGUGUGUCGGAUGAGCAGCAAGGAGAAGAUGAAUGUGCAGGAUCAGUCUAAAGAGAGGGGCGUGUCGGGUGGCCUGGAGCUCAGCGAAGAGAGGGAGAGCAGCCCUGAGACCAGCCCAGAAACAGAGAGUGUCACCUCCACUGUCAGCCCUACAGAGAACACUCCAGAGGAGAAGGAUGUGGAGGAGAGGGACCAGGACAGAGCCAGUCGUACCGCCCGGGUCCAACCCACGCCCCAGAGGAAAGAAGCCCUGGCAGACAGCCCCAACAACACCAAUCCAGACAGACGGAAGUUCCAGGCGCCGGUACGAGACGAGGAGUCCGAAUCUCAGAGGAAAGCCCGCUCGCGUCUCAUGCGCCAGUCCCGCCGCUCCACCCAGGGUGUGACGCUCACCGACUUGAAGGAGGCGGAGAAGAGCGUGGCCAAGCCCAACGACUCGCCGCCCAGCAACAUCCUUCACGUCAGCCCCAUCGUCACUGUUACGCCUGCUGAGAGGGACACAGACCCUGUGAAAGAAGUGGGCUCUGAGGGGGAGUCUCGUCUUGGAGGGAGGGAUCGACGGAGGGGGAGGAAGGAGAGGCGUUCCACCGGGGUGGUUCAGCUAGAGAAUGAUGAUUUGGAAGCGAUUGAUGAAACACGCCUGGAAGAAACCCAGAGUCAUAGUUUGGCCAGUCAGCAUCAGUUGGGAGGUUCGUUACUCGACUACAAAACGCUGUACACAUCGGUGCUGCAGGACAACAGCCUGCUGAAAGACAAGCUGCAGGAGACACAGCUGCUGCUCAGUCAGAGCAAGGUGGAAGUGGAGAGACUCCGACAGAGUCAAGAGGGCAACACUGAGAGGCCGGCCCUGCUUGAGCUGGAGAGAUUUGAGAAGAGAGCACUCCAGAGAAAAGUGCUGGAACUGGAGGAUGAGCUGAAGGUGCUGGUGGAUCUCCGUGCUGACAACCAGAGGUUAAAGGAUGAGAACGCCGCCCUCAUCCGGGUCAUCAGCAAACUCUCCAAAUGAGCUUCAUCUGCCAAACCUCAAUACUGAGAAAAGUGUUAAAUUUCUUUUUCGCCCAACUCACAAGGCACAUACAAGGAACAAAACCCAGCGUAAAGAAACAAUUCUGCUCUGAUAAAAGACCAGCAAAUACAUUUGAUCUGUGUUUUUUUUAUUUUUUUUGUAACUGGAAAAACACGUUUUCACAGGGUUGUUGUUUGUCUUCUGUUUAGCUUCACUCAUUACUAUCUACUGUAUAACAAGCUGAACUGCACAUUGUAUGGAUUCACAGGGUCCUGUUUCCAAAUUCUUAAACGUGUUUUAAUCUUUUUUUUAAAUCUUUAUUUUUUUUUGGUGUGUGCUUCGCUUCUGCAUUAACUUUGUUUACGAAUGUGUUUUUAAGAUAUAUUUUAAUAGCCAUGCAAAAUGUGCGCUUGAAAUGAUUUUACUCCAGAGUACAGACCACUAGACACUGAAAACAGGACCGAGGAGAUUGUUCUUAGGUUGUCACAUUCAGAGUUCCACAUAUGUGCCAAAAACCCAAACAUACACCCUGCUCCCCCAUAUCUGGCUACUUUUGCAUGUUGUUUGGGGAAAGGUGAAGUGGUUGGUUUGUCUCUCUCAGGACAAGUCUGGAUCAGUACUGUACUUGAGCUGACUACUGUUAAAAGUUGGACCAAACUGUAUUUGCAUGUUUAUUUUUCUCUCCUGUGAAUGUAUAUUUAUGUGUAUAUUUAUGUACAGGGGCCUCUUCUCAGCCAGUGGUCUGGUGGUAUCCUAGCCAAGGACUGAGGUAGUGGGUGCUUAUACUGUGACUGAGACCUGUUGGUUUGUAGACAGGCAAGAUGGGUCAAGUCUUUUGAAUGUUUACUGCGAUUUUUUUCAAAGUAAAUGCAUGCCAAAUUGUAUUUUGACAAUGUGCCUUUCUAUAUAUUUGUAAUUAAUAUUUCUAUUUUGCUUUGGCAAAAGCAAACAAUGUCAAAUAAAUACAGUAUGGUAACUUAAACUUG